Sorex fumeus (smoky shrew) is the source of this 2642-nucleotide messenger RNA. It is a transcript of the gene GMEB1, whose product is annotated as glucocorticoid modulatory element binding protein 1. Gene Ontology annotation, molecular function: RNA polymerase II cis-regulatory region sequence-specific DNA binding; DNA-binding transcription activator activity, RNA polymerase II-specific. The transcript is spliced from 10 exons. The record is from RefSeq and is a predicted model, not a curated record. Bases 127 to 1848 code for a protein of 573 amino acids. Gene Ontology annotation, cellular component: nucleus. NCBI's taxonomy places the organism in Eukaryota, Metazoa, Chordata, Mammalia, Eulipotyphla, Soricidae. Gene Ontology annotation, biological process: positive regulation of transcription by RNA polymerase II.
CUGGCGGCGGCGGUGGCGGUAGCAGCCGUGGCGGCUUCUGCGCAUGCUCCGUCGCCCGCCCGCCCUGGCCGCUCGCCGCCCGCCCGCCCGACGGAGACGCCCCCGCUCUCUGACUACAUGUGAAAGAUGGCCAAUGCGGAAGUGAGUGUCCCAGUGGGGGAUGUGGUUGUGCUACCCACUGAAGGAAAUGAAGGGGAGAACCCUGAAGAUACUAAAACCCAAGUGAUCUUGCAGUUACAACCUGUGCAGCAAGGUUUGUUUAUCGAUGGACACUUUUACAACAGGAUUUAUGAAGCUGGGUCGGAGAACAACACAGCAGUUGUGGCAGUAGAAACUCACACGAUACACAAAAUUGAAGAAGGGAUUGAUGCAAGCACUAUAGAAGCAAAUGAGGACAUGGAAAUUGCUUACCCCAUAACAUGUGGAGAGAGCAAAGCUAUUCUCCUUUGGAAGAAGUUUGUUUGUCCAGGAAUAAAUGUGAAGUGUGUCAAGUUCAAUGAUCAGUUGAUCAGUCCUAAGCAUUUUGUUCAUCUGGCGGGUAAGUCCACCCUAAAGGACUGGAAAAGAGCCAUUCGUCUGGGUGGAAUCAUGCUCAGGAAAAUGAUGGACUCCGGGCAGAUUGAUUUUUACCAACAUGACAAGGUUUGCUCCAAUACCUGCAGAAGCACCAAAUUUGAUCUUCUGAUCAGCAGUGCCAGAGCUCCCGUGCCUGGACAGCAGACAAGUGUGGUGCAGACACCCACUUCGGCUGAUGGUAGCAUCACACAGAUUGCAAUCUCAGAAGAGAGUAUGGAAGAGGCAGGGCUGGAAUGGAACUCAGCUCUCACCGCUGCUGUCACCAUGGCCACUGAGGAGGGCGUGAAAAAAGACUCAGAGGAAAUUUCAGAAGACACUUUGAUGUUCUGGAAAGGGAUAGCUGAUGUAGGGCUGAUGGAAGAGGUUGUCUGCAAUAUACAAAAGGAAAUAGAGGAAUUACUCAGGGGAGUUCAGCAGCGGCUCAUACAGGCUCCCUUCCAGGUCACAGACGCCGCUGUUCUCAAUAAUGUAGCACAUACAUUUGGCCUGAUGGACACAGUCAAGAAGGUUUUGGACAACAGGAGGAACCAAGUAGAACAGGGAGAAGAGCAAUUUCUCUAUACUCUGACAGACUUGGAACGCCAGUUGGAAGAACAGAAGAAGCAAGCUCAGGAUCACAGGCUGAAAUCCCAGACAGUUCAAAAUGUGGUACUGAUGCCCAUGAGCACUCCCAAGCCUCCAAAAAGGCCCCGGCUCCAGCGGCCAGCCUCUACCACCGUCCUGAGCCCUUCUCCUCCUGUCCAGCAACCUCAGUUCACCGUCAUCUCCCCCAUCACCAUUACCCCAGUGGGUCAGUCGUUUUCCAUGGGCAAUAUUCCAGUGGCCACCCUCAGCCAGGGCUCCAGUCCUGUGACUGUGCACACACUGCCUUCUGGCCCUCAGCUCUUCCGCUAUGCCACAGUGGUCUCCUCUGCCAAGAGCAGCUCACCAGACACAGUGACCAUCCACCCGUCAUCUAGCUUGGCACUGCUGAGCUCCACUGCCAUGCAGGAUGGGAGUACCCUGGGCAACAUGACCACCAUGGUGAGCCCUGUGGAAUUGGUGGCCAUGGAAUCUGGCCUGACCUCAGCAAUUCAGGCAGUUGAAAGCACCUCAGAGGACGGGCAGACCAUCAUCGAAAUUGACCCAGCCCCAGACCCAGAGGCUGAGGAUACUGAUGGCAAAGCAGUCAUUUUGGAGACCGAGCUGAGGACUGAGGAGAAAGUCGUGGCAGAGAUGGAGGAACACCAGCACCAAGUCCACAACGUGGAGAUUGUGGUCUUAGAGGACUAACUGGGAAUUUGGGGGCCAGGAGAUAUAUUUUGGUUUGGAAUUUUAAUUAUUUGUUUGUUUUUGUCAUUGUCCCACUCAUUUCCACUUAGGAUCUUUUUUUUUUAAAAAAAAAAAACAAAAAACAGCAACAUAAUUUUGUUGUAACUGAAAAUGUUGGGUCCCUCCACCUUGUCAUUGAAAAAUGGACAAAAACAAGCUGCCCUUCUGAAGUUGAAUAUAGGUCACUCAAUGUCCUAAUCCUUUUAUACCAAGAACAUUAUUUCUUUUAGGUGAGCCACCAUGAUAACCAGAAAUCCUGUCGAGAAAGCCCUUUCCAAGCUAGUCUAUCUGUGUACUCGUACGAUUGUGUUCUUAUAAAGGUGUGUUGACCAAACUGUGGAACACAGAUCUGACACUGGAAGGCAACUCACUCAGAUGUGGAUGCAGAAGGAUACUUUAUUUUGUAUCCCCAGAAGCCAGUGCAAAACGCUGAGGUUAAAGGAAGUUGAAUUCUGCUUGGAGGGAAGGGUGGCAUAGCCACAGCAGCAGCUUAGGAAGGGGAAGUGCUUUGGCCAGAAGGGGCAAGGAAAUGAUCUUAAUUUCUAGAAUGCAACUGAUGCCUCUUUAUCUCUGAGGGUUACCACCAAGGGUACCACUUUGAGGAAAGGGCUGAGUGGAAGUGCACAUCUCCACAGAGCAAGUGGCAUCAGAAAUGGGAAAAGCUGCGACUUUGCAGAAAUAGCUGGCAGUCACAGCUAUGCAGUGGGCUUCAAGGCGAUAGCCCCCUGGGCUCCCCACUUUGUCAAAGCACUUAU